AUGCCCAUAAAUUGGACUGAUCCGCAGGCUGAUGCCAAACUGCUGGUCGGCAUCGUCACUCUCAAUAAUGCCAAGCUCGAUUACAAAGCCUUGGCCGAAUUUAUGGGUCAAGGCUGCACAGCCAGUGCCAUUCAGCAUAGAGUCCAGCGUAUCAAGGACAAAGUCCGUAAUGGCUCUCCCGUGGAAGGCACUGCUGCGGGCACAUCUCCUGGCUCUGCUCAGCAGGGAGAAGGCAGUGCUUCCGAUCUGUCUCCCACGAAGCGCAAGAGAGGAAGACCGGCAAAGCGAGGUGCAACGGGCUCCCCUACCAAGAAGCAUAAAGCCGUCGUUGAGAAUGACUCUGCUUAG
Messenger RNA from Aspergillus nomiae NRRL 13137, 348 nucleotides. RefSeq names its product AT hook motif protein. The record is from RefSeq and is a predicted model, not a curated record. NCBI's taxonomy places the organism in Eukaryota, Fungi, Ascomycota, Eurotiomycetes, Eurotiales, Aspergillaceae. The transcript is spliced from 3 exons. Bases 1 to 348 code for a protein of 115 amino acids.